AUGUCGAGUGAGUUCUCAUCCUCCAUCUGGGAGCUGAAUUCUGGAGGCCGAGGUACAAUCAGAUCAGCUGUGAACAGCUUACAUAGCAAAUCUAAUAGAGCUGAAGUUGUAAUAAAUGGCUCCUUGCCUCCAGCGGUUGUUGACAGAGGUAAUGAAAGCAUGAAGCACAGCCCCCACCCCGCCACCUCCACCUGGAGACACAACCAGACCCUGUCGCUGAGGAUCAGGAAACAAAUCUUAAAGUUCUUGGAUGCCGAGAAGGAUAUUUCUGUCCUCAAAGGGACGCUGAAGCCAGGAGAUAUCAUCCAUUACAUCUUUGACCGGGACAGCACGAUGAACGUGUCUCAGAACCUCUACGAGCUCCUCCCCAGAACGUCCCCUCUGAAGAACAAGCACUUCCGGACUUGUGCCAUCGUGGGCAACUCGGGGGUCUUGCUGAACAGCGGCUGCGGCCAGGAGAUUGACACACACAGCUUUGUCAUAAGGUGCAACCUGGCCCCGGUGCAGGAAUACGCCCAGGAUGUGGGGCUUAAGACGGACCUAGUGACCAUGAACCCCUCAGUCAUCCAGCGGGCCUUUGAAGACCUGGUCAACGCCACGUGGAGGGAGAAGCUCCUGCAGCGGCUGCACGGCCUCAACGGCAGCAUCCUGUGGAUCCCGGCCUUCAUGGCCCGCGGAGGCAAGGAGCGUGUGGAGUGGGUGAACACACUCAUCCUGAAGCACCACGUCAACGUGCGCACCGCCUACCCAUCCCUGCGCCUGCUUCACGCCGUGCGAGGAUACUGGCUAACUAACAAAGUCCACAUCAAAAGACCCACCACCGGGCUCUUAAUGUACACGCUGGCCACACGCUUCUGUAAUGAAAUCUACCUCUACGGAUUCUGGCCCUUCCCACUCGAUCAGAACCAGAACCCCGUCAAGUAUCACUAUUACGACACGCUCAAGUAUGGCUACACCUCGCAGGCCAGCCCCCACACCAUGCCCUUGGAGUUCAAGGCCCUCAAGCAUCUGCACGAGCAGGGAGCGUUAAAACUGACCGUGGGCCAAUGUGAUGGGGCCACGUAG
Messenger RNA from Dipodomys ordii (Ord's kangaroo rat), 1065 nucleotides. RefSeq names its product ST8 alpha-N-acetyl-neuraminide alpha-2,8-sialyltransferase 2 (gene St8sia2). The record is from RefSeq and is a predicted model, not a curated record. The transcript has 6 exons. Lineage: Eukaryota; Metazoa; Chordata; Mammalia; Rodentia; Heteromyidae. Gene Ontology annotation, molecular function: alpha-N-acetylneuraminate alpha-2,8-sialyltransferase activity. Bases 1 to 1065 code for a protein of 354 amino acids. Gene Ontology annotation, biological process: N-glycan processing; oligosaccharide metabolic process.